AAAUCGGCAACGCGAUGACUACCCCAGGCGCCGCGAGGGAAAAGGACGCCCUGCUUCCCGUCGGCGCUGUCCACGGCGAUGCCCCCAAGAAGGCGUACAAGUCUAUUAUCCUCAGCGUGUGCUCGUUCAUCCUUGUGACUGAGUUCUGCGAGCGCUUUGCGUACUACGGGUUCACAGGAUCGCUACCUAUCUUCUUUCGCAAGCAUCUCGGUAUGAGCAGCGUUUUGGCCACGGAGCUCAACAGCGUGUUCACGUGCUGCACGUACAUCAUGCCCCUUUUUGGAGCGUUCGUCGCCGAUCGGUACUUGGGGCGCUACAAGAGGUAAUCCACUUUGUUCAUCGCAUCGAAUGUCCAUCGCUGACUUGUAGCAUCUUGUCGUUCUCGUUGUGGUACUUGGCUGGUCUUGUCGUUUGCACGAUCGCCGCGCAUCCGUCGAUCAUGUCGGUUCCGGUCUACAUGGCCGGGCUCUUUGGCGGAGUUGCGAUGGGCGUUGGCGGCAUUAAACCCAAUGUUGUCGUGCUUGGCGCGGAUCAAUUCGACGUGACGGAUCCGGCGCAGCGAAAGCAGCGGGACGACUUUUUCAAUUGGUUCUACUGGUCCAUCAACGUCGGGUCGACCUUUAGCUACAUUUUCCUCACCAACUUGGCCGUGCAAGGCUUGCCGCCGCUGAUUCCAGAGUCGUUCGGGUUCUUUGCGUCGUUCUUGAUCCCGACCGUCUCGUUCUUCGUGGCCGUCGUCAUCUUUUACGCUGGUCGCGACCGCUACGUCAAGAAGCCGCCCCAGGGUAGCGCGUUGAGUCGGUUCGUUGACAUUUUGUGUUGCGCCGGCGCAAAGUCGUUGCAUGGCAAGAUCGUGCUCUCCGGCGGCCUCGCGUUCAUUCCCGCCAUCGUCACGACGAUCGCGUCGUACUUCAUCCAGGACCCGACGUUGCACAUGGCAUUUGCCGUCGCUGGUGCUGGGUUGGUUGUGUACGGAACGCUCGUGCUGAUGACGUCUGGUCAGGACACGUCGUGGGUGCUCGAGGCGGCCGAGACCGGGCAGUACUCGUUGGGCGAAGUCAAGGAAGCGGCGCAGGUCGUGCGACUCGCGCCGUACUUCAGCUUCCUCAUCGUGUUCUGGGCCGUCUACGCCCAGCAAAACAUGAACUUUGUCAUGCAGGGCUGCCAAAUGGAUCUCCGCGUCGGGUCGACGCAGAUCUCGUCGGCGAUGCUGUCCAUGUUCGACGCGAUCGUGAUCUUGGUAUUUGUGCCAGUGUUCAACUCGGUGGUGUACCCCGUCGUCGAGGCGUGCGGCAUCCAGUUGACGUUGCUGCGCAAAAUGGGCAUCGGGUUUGUCAUCGCCAUGGCGUGUAUGCUCACGGCGGGGUACGUCGAAGUCUGGCGAAAGGAUGUGGGGGUGCUUGCACACGUCAACUCGAACUGCGCCCGGGCCGGCGAACACUUGCCCAUGUCCACGUUGAGCGUGUGGUGGCAAACUCCGCAGUACCUCUUGAUCGGCAUUGGCGAGAUCCUUGUCAACAUUCCAUCGUACGACCUGUUUUACUCGGAAGUGCCCGAGUCGAUGCGGAGUGUGUGCCAGGCGCUGAAUCUCCUCACGACGACGCUCGGAGCGCUCGUGGCCGGCGGGACAAACAGCAUCUUCUCGUUCUGGAUCACGAGCGACCUCAACGAUGGGCAGUUGGAACGUGUCUUUUACGUGUUUGCCGCGCUCGUCGUGGUCAACUUGGUCGGGUUCAUCCUGGUCUCGCAAGGAUUCGAGUACCACCAGCCCGCCAAGACGACGCUCGACCUUGUUUCGGGCCUCUCGCCAGCCUUGCCGCGCGCAAACCACCGCCGCCAGACGCGCCAGACGUAGCAUACACGUCAAGUUCAAUACACAAAGUCUGUCAUGACGCAAUUCUCUACUUGAAGAGGCCAAAGAUCGUGUGCAUCAUCGACUUGGCUUCGUCUGCAAUGUCCUUGGCUGUGUUGGACACGGCCUGGGCGUUGUCGAUCGUCGACAUGGCUAGUUUCUGGGCUUGCUGGACAGUGCCCUUGACGACCUUGAGCUUGGAAUUCAAGUUGAGAAAGCGCCCGACCGACUCGAGCAGCGACAGCUGACCGUCGGCGUCCGGCAGGACAUGCCAUACGACGCUGCCGUCCACGUGGCCAGUUACAGCGAGCAUGUCGGCUUCGAAUGGACCGAUCUCCGAGCACGAGAUCGCGUGCAUGUGGCCCUUGGGGUUGGAAUAUUCGGCCGCGACGGUAAAACUAAACAAUGCCGUCGAGCGUGCGACCGAGUCGAGGCGCACUUACUCGUCGAGGCGGAAGCACCGCAGACUCCGUGGAAGGCUUGCCGUGACCAACGACCCGUCUCGGGAAAUUUGGAGCGACCCACACACCUCCAUCGAGUGCUGGCGGACGCAAGACCCCAUCAGGUUGUACACCAGGACAACGCUCGUGUCGCUGAUCUACCGUGCACGAGUGUGAGGAGCGGCACAGCGGAUUUUUUCAUGGACCGUAGCACAUGCGACGACGUAGCCCUUGGACGAGAUCGCGACCGAUUGAAACACUGCGCACGGCGGGCUUUGGAAUCCAAACGAGACCGCUCCCGUGUGCACGUUGUGCACCAAGCACAUCGUGUCGGAGGCACUGACGGCGAUUCCGAGUGGAAUGCUGAGCGCGCACGACGCAAUGCGGCGCUUGUGACCUCGAAAUGCCACGAGGGGGCAGGACGACACCCGCGGCGGGCGGAACGGGCUGUUCAUGUGGGAGAGCUGCCACAGCAUCACGGAGCAGUCUCUGUUGUGGGUCAUGAAAAAGUCCAACCACACGGCAACGACACUACGUACGUGGAGCCAGAGAGAAAGAACUCGUCUUCACCGAGAAUGUCCAUGGCAAUGCACGUAACCAUGCCAGUGUGGCCGUCGGCGCUCGCUCGAGCCAACACGCGGCCGUUGUCGAGAUCGAUGAGGCGGAGGUGAAUGGUGCCAGUCGGAGCGCCGCCACUCACGCACACGCGGCCUUGCGACGACAUGCACACUGGAAAGACACACGUUGCGUAGACUGGCACUCGCGGCACAACGUCAACGGGACUCGUGGCGCGCUCGACUUGGAAGACCCACUUGUCUCCGUCUUUUUCAAGUUUCCAGUGGUGCAAUUCAAUCCCGCCGAGCGAAUUCACCGCCAAGACGCGGUCGCUCAGCACCUUGACCGUGACUACGCUGGCGUGCCCGCUCAGCGACGUCGUCAAAUGGGGAGGGUACUCUUGCACGGACCGCGACGAGCUGCCGCGUGGCGGGUGGGGGUCGCGAAAGAGCUGCUGUGGGCACUGGCCAAAAUGGGCAAUCUGCUGCUCCAUGGCAUGGCGGAGGUGUGGGUCGUCGAUCGAGUCGAGAUCGACGAGGCCCGAGUACGUCAGGUAGUAGAAAACGUUGUUUGCUGCCAACGCGUCCGGGCCUCGUUGCUGGUACCCGAAAAUGAGGUCGAUCCAUUCGUGGAGAUGGGCCGAGACAAAGUCGCUUUCGAGCGCGGCGCGGUGGACUCGAAUGAAUUCUUCGGGGUCAUUGUGUGCCCAUGGAGGCAGCUCGACGUCCCCGACGCGCACGCCGUCUUGCCGCGUGCCAAAGUCAAACCCGUGCACGUUGCGCAGAAACGACGGGGUGCUGAACCAUUCCGGCGUGAGUUCCUUGACUUCCGACAUGCUCGAGUUGCACAUCGUCCAGACGUCGCCGACCGAGUUGAACAGGCGGUCAGGCAGGUCAAACGAUCCGCCCUGCGUCAACUUGUGCAAGGACGAGAACGGCUGCAGCCGCAUGAGGUAGUACAAAACCGACCCCGCUGCCGUCGAGUAGUGCGAUCCGUACAAGAAUUUUGGAAUCACCUGGCGCCGAGUUGGUGAAUGGUCCAGAGUGCGCAGAGGCAGCGUACCGGGUCAUCAAAGCUGUGGUAUCGCUCCCAAUACUCGGCCAACCGAUCGGGGUUCAGAGCGCCCAUGGGCUGGUUCAGCGGUCGGUAGUUGGCAGGAUCUGCCAAGUCCAAGUGGUCGCUUGUGUAGUUCGACAGCACCCACGGAAACACAGGAUACUGAGUCAAGUCGUUGAAAGAUCGACCGGACACGGUGUUGAGCGCCUGCACACAACGUCAGCGGCUCAAGAAAUUCACAGCGGCGAGCGCACCA
Aphanomyces invadans is the source of this 4159-nucleotide messenger RNA. RefSeq lists its product as hypothetical. The transcript has 4 exons. The coding region runs from base 440 to 1855 and encodes 471 amino acids. Gene Ontology annotation, molecular function: transmembrane transporter activity. NCBI's taxonomy places the organism in Eukaryota, Oomycota, Saprolegniomycetes, Saprolegniales, Verrucalvaceae. The record is from RefSeq and is a predicted model, not a curated record. Gene Ontology annotation, biological process: transmembrane transport. Gene Ontology annotation, cellular component: membrane.